Molecule: messenger RNA, 1949 nt
Organism: Temnothorax curvispinosus
Lineage: Eukaryota; Metazoa; Arthropoda; Insecta; Hymenoptera; Formicidae
Gene: Ald1
Product: fructose-bisphosphate aldolase-like
Exons: 3
Coding region: 16-927 (303 amino acids)
Biological process (GO): fructose 1,6-bisphosphate metabolic process; glycolytic process
Cellular component (GO): cytosol
Molecular function (GO): fructose-bisphosphate aldolase activity
Source: RefSeq, a predicted model, not a curated record
UAAUAAAUCCGUUUGAUGACGUGGUUGUCUCUUCAGGAUGUCAUCGGACAGCACAUUUCCGGAGUAAUCCUCUUCCAUGAGACUCUCUAUCAAAAGGCCGACGAUGGUACGCCGUUCGUCCAACUGCUCAAGCAACGCAACAUCAUCCCCGGCAUUAAAGUCGACAAGGGCAUCGCUUCGCUCUUCGGCACGAAUGACGAAUGCACGACCCAGGGUCUCGACGACCUCCAAGCUCGUUGUAUUCAGUACAAAAAGGACGGAUGCCACUUUGCCAAGUGGCGAUGCGUGUUGAAGAUCACGAAAGACACCCCGAGCAAACUCGCCAUCAUGGAGAACGCCAACGUGCUGGCCCGUUACGCUUCCACCUGUCAGAGCGCCAGAAUCGUGCCGAUCGUGGAGCCUGAGGUUAUUCCCGACGGUGAUCAUGACCUCGCCCGUUGUCAACAAGUCACGGAAGAGGUUCUCGCGGCCGUUUAUAAGGCACUUUCAGAUCAUCACGUAUACCUCGAAGGAACGCUGCUAAAGUGUAAUAUGGUGACUCCAGGCCAGAGUUGUCCGACGAGGGCGACUCCUCAGGAAAUCGCUGCCGCUACGGUGACAGUGUUGUCACGUACCGUGCCACCAGCGGUACCUGGCAUCACUUUCCUCAGCGGUGGCCAAUCCGAGGAGGAGGCAUCGGUCAACCUUGAUGCCAUUAAUAAGUACCCGGCGAAAAAACCCUGGGCAUUAACUUUCAGUUAUGGACGCGCUCUCCAGGCCUCCGUACUUCGUGCAUGGGAAGGCAAGGCCGACAAGAUCGCUGCCGGUCAAGAGGAGUUGCUUAAAAGAGCCAAGGCUAACAGCGACUCGGCACUUGGCAAAUAUGCGGGUGGCGUAGCCGGUGCUGCGGGAGACGCAGCACUUUUUGUCGCCAAUCACGUGUAUUAGGUUGAUCCAUAAAGAAAUUCGAUAUAUUGUUAGAAAUAUAAAAUUAAACAGCCGUUGGAAACACCUCGCAGGAUCGGCAGGAUCAUCGUCUCAUCCGAUCAUCGUCCUUUCUGGAAGUCGCGAAAAGAAAGGGGAUUCCUUCGAAGAUGAUCGAGACGCACAUCAAGUAUCCAAAGUUUCCAAGAUUGAUCAUUUUUGUCUUGUUUUAAUACAUAUAUUCUGAAAUGAUUGUUUUUUACAGAACUAAUCGUACGAUUUUAAAUUGAAUUUUAACUAAUUACAUUUAUGUGAAUUUCUAUCGGUCGAUUAUAAUUUUAAUUGAUUUACACGUUACAUGUGUGUAACUCGAUUCGCGAUUUAAAUCGACAAUACGUAGGUUACACGUCAAACGUGUCGAUUAAAAUUUUACCGAAACAUCCUACAAAUUACUUAUUCAACAGACAGUUUAAUGGAUGAUUUCGUAACAAAUGUACAAAAUAUCGAAUUUAGAAUUAUUUUUUAGCCUGACCUAUCGUUUUGAUUUCUUAUCGAUACUCUCGUCGCUGUUCAUAUUCAUCCAGCGAUUAACUUGACGAGACUCAAUUCCACUGGCAUUAAAUUAUCGAAGGAUGAAGACCGGGAGGUAUCGAGAGAACGCGAGCAGAUUGUGCGACAUUCGAUAUUAUGAUACGCAUUAUUGUUAUAUUCUGUAACAGUACGAAAGCAGAUAUAUAUUAUAUAUCUGGAAACAUAUGAUUAAUGUCGCGUUAUAAUAUUCUUCGUGUAUAAAAUAAAAGAACGCAGAAAAUAUACAAAAUAAAACGAAUAUAUUAAAUGUUGUUUGUUAGCGAGACUAUAUCGUAUCAAAUAUUACGAAAUCAUGCUAUAUUGUGUCAUACUUAUAUAUAAUACUAUGUAUAUCUUGCAUAGACACCUAAGUCCUAAUCUAUAUAUUGAGAAUUAUCUUGUACGUUGCGAUGUUAUAUCCGAAUAUUUUUCUUGUAAUCUAGGUCACCAAAUACAACUGUAGAGAGCAAAAAAGA